UAUUUAAAUGGGAAUAUAGUGUAAGCUGUGGUUAAGGCAAUUGGGAAAUCUAUAAUAUAAUUUAUGUGAAUAACUAUGCUUAGCUGACAUUAGCAAAAGAUCCUUUGCAGCAUAGCAUUUUCUUGGCAGCAGCGAUUACAAAUAACGUAUUUUUUUUAUCGAUAAUUUAAAGCGUUUUAUUUUUGAAAAUUUUAAAUUCAAGCUUGCUUCAUUUUUAAAUUGGCUAAUAAUACUGAUGGGUAACUAAAUGUUGUUCAAAAUGAAAUCAAAAAUCGCCUAUGAAGCAAACACAAAUGCUAACUCUAAUCUUACAUUUGCCAUUACUAGCUAAACAAAAAAAGGCUUAUCAUGCUGGCCAUAUCUAUAAGCGUAUCAGAUUCGCAAUAAUCUAUAUUAUUGAGCAUUAUUUACUUCAAUUUAAAGUAGUCCAUUUAAUUUAUGACUAUAUUUAACUCGGCUCUCUUAUAAAAAAAGAGUAUUUUAUUGACAGGAAGAGUAGUGCGUGCUUAGCCCUACUUCAGUAUCGAAUUGGCGGCGGCUAUCGUGCCUAUUAUUUUCCGCAAUUAUUUACACAAUGUUUGAGGUGUGGGUGUGCUAGAAAGAGAGACAGAAAGAGAGAGAGAGAAAGAGCAGUGUGUUUUAACAUAAUAAUGCGGCUAAACUGAUAACCGGAACCCAUUCAAAAGCAAAAGAAUAUAUUGCCAAAAUUGAUAAGGCCUAUCGUGUUAUAAUAAAUAUUAUUCAUACUCGCAUUCGCAAAGCCAAAAGAGCAAUUCAUUUCUGACCAUUAGUCGCGCUUGUGCUUUCUGGAGUGCUGUAUUAUGUCGCCAAUCGAUCGGAAAUAUUGCAAAAUAGUCUACGUUACCCAACUGAAUGUGUCAAAUUUGUUUGAAGUAUAUGAAGCAAGAUAACUGAAAGUUAUAAAUAGAAAUAUUGAACUAAAAGAGUUUAAGCAAAAAAAGUUCAAUGAAAGGCAAUAUACUAAUAGCAAGAAACCGAGAAAAUUUAGAAAAACAUAGAACUAUAUAUACUUUCGAUAAAAGUUUGGUGGAAUAACGCAAAAAUGACAAUCGUAUUAAGAGCUUGUUUGAUUGUGUUUCUUCUUCAUUGGAAUAUCAACGAGUCAAGUUUUCAGGAUGCGGAUCUAGUGCCUGAAAUUCCUCUUCAAAGUAGUUUACAUUUGAGCGAAAAUUUAAAUAAUGCAUUUGAAAAUGAUAACCAAAAUACUGAAGGCCCAGAAACCAAUACAGACUCCACUGAAGAUACAGAUAUGAACUCGGCAUUUGUCAAAUACAGCACUGAUGAUGGGAAUACAUGUCUUUUGGAUAACAUUAAACAGGAUAUACUAUGGUGGGCAUUUCCUAAUGGAACUCUAAAAACCACAAGUGCUAAGUAUGCUACCAAUAUGCAUUUGGAUCUUUCAUAUGGCAAUAUCUCAGAUGACGAAGAAUUGCUAAAUAAAACGAGAUUCGCUCAUAGAUAUAGACUUCAAAAAGUCGAAGUUUUCUCAGCUGCCUACAAUUCACUAAAUGCAGUACCAUUCCAAACUUUGAACACAAUGAGUAAAUCAUUAAAAUAUCUAUCCCUGCAAGGUAACCAGUUUGCAGCUCUCAACCAUGAUGUGGAAGCAAUUGAGCAAUUUUUACAUGAAACACUAAACACCAACCCAGACAAUGGCACACAAAUCAAUUGUGAGGUUUUAGCCGACAAUAAUAAUAAUAAUUAUGAUCUUUAUGAUCGGGAAUGCUCAUCAUACCAUCAAAGCAAUAAAAAAAUUGACUCUCAAAUAAAUACACAAGAUAUUAUUUAUGAGGAGUACAUUCGGAAAAUUAAAAUAAAACACAAAAGAUUCGGCAAGUCAAUGCAAAGUAUAGCUUGGGCUACUUUUCCGAGUCUGCCGAAUUUGUUGGAGCUCGAGAUUAGCAACUGCAGCAUUGAGUAUGUGAGCAGAAAGGCAUUUAAGAAUGUGACAAAUCUGCGGAAGCUUUUCAUAUCCAACAACAAAAUAAUGACUAUUGAUAUUGAUACCUUUUACUAUAUACCUAAACUACAAUAUUUAGAUCUGUCAUUUACAAAUGUCUUGAACUACAAUUAUCUGUUCUCGAUGCCAACACUUGAGAUGAUCUUCAAUCUAGUAUAUGGACUAAAAAUACAUCAAGCCGCGUUCAAGUAUUUGCCAGAUCUAAUUUACUUGGAUCUGUCGCACUCGAAAAUUACGAAAAAUAGUGCCGUUGCCUUUACAUAUCUUGGCGAUAAGCUGAAGUAUCUUAGUUUAUGCUACACUUCGUUUCCCAUGAUGAGCAACGGCUUGUUUAAGAAUACAAUUCUGGAGGGCCUCGAUUUAUCCGGCAAUCCAUUUGUUUCGUAUAAUAUUUUGGACGAUGCCUUCGAUAGCACAAGCGAAACACUGAAAUUUCUAUUCUUUGAGCACUCCAAUCUCAAGGACCUUGACUGGUUGAAACCCCUGAAUAAAUUGCAAUUAUUGUCCCUAGCGGGGAACAAUAUAAAUGCCCUCGACGUUGAUAUAUUCAAGUCUCUGGUUAGUCUGAAACAGCUUGACCUGAGCUACAACCACAUUGGCAAUUGGUAUAAAAGUGUCUUCUCCCAUAACAAACAACUGAGAGUUCUCAAUUUGCGCAGCAACAAUGUCAACAUGUUGACCACGGAGAUGUUAAAGGAUUUCGAGUUAUUGGAAUAUUUGAGCUUAGGCAGCAAUAACUUCCUCUGUAAUUGCAAUCUGCGGGAGAUCGUUGAGGUAGCUGCUAAUAAUAACAAAGAAGCCAGCUGCUCCAUUGAUUAUUUACAAACCGCAGCGGAUGAGCUAAUUUAUCAGUUGAAUGACAGCAACAUGAGUCGAUUGAGUAAUGUCCUGAACAAUCAUAUUGAAUGGGAGCUGUGGAAUCGAAAAUAUAUUCCGUUGCUUAACGACAGCUAUAAGAACAUUAAGGACUUCAAACGCCUCAAGAAUAUCGUCAAACUGCAUUUUGUUUCAAAUAAUAUAAGUAGUAGUCAAUGCCCUGUCUCAAGGCCGACCACUGUGAAUGAUACGAAACUGAAAUUUCAAUUACUGGACUAUGAUGCAAAGAACUAUUGGUGUUUCAAUGAGACGGAAAAGUUGCAGGUGGAUGAAUUAGUUUGCCAGAGUCGCAACUUAAUUGUCCUCGAGAGGGAGCUACAUAACGCAAUGAAGAUCAUCACAGCUACAGUUGGCAGCCUUCUCUUCAUGUUCAUUCUGGGAUUUGUAAUAUACCUGAAGCGUUGGCACAUUCACUACUAUUAUGCCUCACUUAAGUCAGCAGCGCUUUUAUCUACUGCUGCUAAAGAUAGGAUCCGACAUCUAGCCGAAAGUGACCCGAGUGUUAUAUAUGAUAUAUUCAUUAGCUAUUGCCAGAACGAUCGACAAUGGCUUUUGGAUGAGCUGCUGCCAAAUGUGGAGAAAUCUGGUGAUAUUUCAAUAUGUCUGCAUGAACGUGAUUUUCAGAUCGGAGUGACUAUAUUGGAUAAUAUUAUUUCGAGCAUGGAUCGUUCGCGCUCUCUUAUGCUACUAAUAUCAUCAAAGUUUUUACUCAGCCAUUGGUGUCAAUUCGAAAUGUAUCUGGCUCAACAUCGUAUCUUUGAAAUGAGUAAAGAGCAUUUGAUACUCGUAUUUCUGGAAGACAUACCGCGUAGCAAACGUCCGAAAACUCUACAGUACCUAAUGGAUAUAAAGACCUACAUUAAAUGGCCGAGUAAAGGAAAUAAACAGCCAUCAUUGGAAGAACGGAAAUUGUUUUGGAAACGUCUAAGAAAGUCUUUGGAGUCUAUUGGCAUUGGCACAAAAGAUUCCAGAGUCUAAGCGCUGUCUAGAUUUUAACAUACACAAAUAUUCUAGUCUGUUUAUUAAGUACCUGAUAUACACAUUAAUUAAUUUUAUGAAUAAUAUGAAAACCGCUUGACUUCAGUAUAUUUUAAGGAAUAAGCAUUAAAUUAGAUUAAAUUUAA
Molecule: messenger RNA, 3981 nt
Organism: Drosophila mojavensis
Lineage: Eukaryota; Metazoa; Arthropoda; Insecta; Diptera; Drosophilidae
Gene: Toll-9
Product: toll-like receptor 2
Exons: 6
Coding region: 1064-3835 (923 amino acids)
Biological process (GO): toll-like receptor signaling pathway; inflammatory response; immune response
Cellular component (GO): membrane
Molecular function (GO): protein binding; transmembrane signaling receptor activity
Source: RefSeq, a predicted model, not a curated record